This is a messenger RNA of Struthio camelus australis, 6836 nucleotides long. RefSeq names its product golgi associated kinase 1B (gene GASK1B). The record is from RefSeq and is a predicted model, not a curated record. NCBI's taxonomy places the organism in Eukaryota, Metazoa, Chordata, Aves, Struthioniformes, Struthionidae. Gene Ontology annotation, cellular component: Golgi apparatus.
UUUAUAGCAGUUCAUAUGCAAACAACCUCUCAGUACAGUUAGCUUCCUAACAGUAUUUAGCCUACAAUGAAAUACCUAAACUGUGGACCAUACUUAAAAAUGAAAUAUGUGCUAGAAUACUUGGAGAACGUCAGCUUUUACCAAGUUAUUUGUAUUAACCUAAGGAAUUUAGCAGAACAAAAGAUGAGUCAAGCUGAAUAGUUUCAAAGGAGAACUUCAGCUAUUUUAGACCACAAGCCAGUAAACUUUGCUUACGUAGUUGCUUCCAUUCAUUCUCUGAAGCCAAUCGCUUCCCCCGUGGCAGCUGAUAAAAAUUUAACAGCUUGUUGAAGUGGAGUGUUAGCAUCUUUAGUCCUAAACACAUUCCCAGGCAUAUCAGUAGCCUCUGUCCAUCACCCAUGCUGGAAGCUAUUUGGAAAAGGAGAAGUAGAAAUCAGGGAAGGGAAAUCAUGCAUCAUUAUACUGGUUGGAACGUACUGAAGACUUUAUAUUGUUUUCAUCAUGUGGAUUCGCUAGAGAAAUGACCUUCUUUGAUCAGCCAGGGAAAACCAAAAACUGGUUAAUUUGCCCCCUGUGCCCACCACGAGUGCUGAGGCUCUGGACUUGCAGGCGCCCAAGGACGAGAAGGAAUCUGCUACUGGGCACAGCUUGUGUGAUCUACCUGGGCUUCCUCGUCAGUCAGGUGGGUCAUGUUUUACCCCAGCACAAAGGAGGACACUCAAAGACCAGUUCCAGAAGCCUCCAAGAUGCAGCCCAAACUCCUUUUCUGGGCAUCCCACUGGAUGGCACCCUAUCCCCACCCAGUCUCCAGGAACUUCAGCUGGGUGGCAAUGGGACCUCAGUGCCACCCAAUGUAGUUUAUAUCACCCUGCGAUCCAAGCGCAGCAAGCCUGCCAAUAUCAGAGGCACCGUGAAGCCAAAGCGCAGAAAGAAACAUGCCAUGCCUUUGUCCUAUGGGCAGCACUUUCCAAAAGCUACUUUCACCAGCAGGGAAGAGACCUUUGCCCAGCAACCAGGAAGGGCCGUGCAUGCUGCAGGCACAGCGGGAGCAGCAAUAGCUCCAGAGACGAGGAGGCACCAACUGAAUGAACACAGGGAUAAAGAAAUGGCAAUCAGGGGGAGGGGUCACUGGAGACCUGAGGGGAUUUCUGGAGGUAUAAAGUCACAGCCCCAGGCUCAGGAAAGUAACAUCAGGAUUUACAGCGAGAGCUCUCCCUCUUGGCUGAGCAAAGACGACAUCUUAAGUAUGCGUAUGAUGGCAGAUGCUCCAAUAGAGAGUAUCCAAGAAGUACCUUCUCAUAAAGGAGUCCUCGUAGUAUUUGGGAGAGGUUCCCACACCCCAGGAACAGCUUGUAAUCACGGGCACUGUGGCAUCAUCAAAAGACCCCUUGAUAUGAGUGAGGUGUUUGCCUUUCAUUUGGAUAGGAUCUUGGGGCUAAACAGGAGCUUACCUUCUGUAAGCAGGAAAUCGGAGUUCUUCCCAGACAGUCAAGCCUGCCCUGUUAUUCUCUGGGAUUCCACACUGAGUCCAACAGAUAAUAUUACCCAUUCUUCAGCGAGAUUAACAUGGGGAAGAUACCAGCAACUAUUGAAGCAGAAAUGCUGGCUGAAUGGUAAAGUACCCAAAGCUGAAUGGGGCUGUACUGAAAUCCAUCAUCAUGAGUGGUCCAAGAUAGCACUCUUUGAUUUUCUUCUUCAGAUCUAUAAUCGACUAGACAGAAACUGCUGUGGAUUCAAACCUCUCAAGGAAGAUUUCUGCAUGCAGCAAGGACUGAAGCUGAAAUGUAGUGAUCAAGAUGCUGUUGACCUGACGCACAUAGUUCAGAGAAGGCAUGACCAAAGGCACUUGGCUUUUAUAGACAAUAAGGGUUUCUUUGACAGAAGCGAGGACAAUCUAGACUUCAAAAUACUGCAAGGAAUCAAUGAAUUCCCUGAAUCUGCAGUUUCAGUGCUGAGGAGCCAGCGUUUACGUGAGAAGUUGCUUCAGUCUUUGUUCCUUGACAAAGUGUACUGGGAGAGCCAAGGAGGCAGGAAAGGAAUUGAAAAGCUUAUUGAUGUAAUAGAAAGGAGGUCCAAAAUUCUUCUUACUUAUAUAAAUGCACAUGGAGCCAAAGUAUUACCCAUGAAUGAAUGAAACAUUCUUGUUGCUAACUGAAAGAUAGUCUUUAAAAAAAAUUACAUGAGGCAAAAACUGACAGUAAAAUUGAUUUUCUUCUUAGGCUUAUUUCAUGUUUAUUUUUCUGAACUAGCAAGCUUAUUUUUAAAUAAGAAAACGUACAUGGCUUAAAAGCAUUAGCAUUUAAAUGUCAGCUGCAUCUCAAUAGAGUGAACUCAAUUUAUGUUACCAGUGAAAUGAAAUGAAAAAUAACCAAAUAGUAUAAUAAAUAAUGCAGUAAUAUGUAUGCACAAUGAAGACUCCUCCUGUUAAACUGUUCCAGAAUUAGCAGCAGAAUUUUCAGUACAUUAUUCUGGAUUAGUGUAACUUCCCUCAUUGAAGUCAGUAAAACUUUUAUUGCCAAUUUAAAUGGGGACAGCAAUUUGCCAGCACUUAACACAUCGAUGAAAAUUGCCAUCUCAUCCACCUGCUUAAACACACCUAAUGUAGGAAUUUGCCUUUUUGGUUAAGAACACUAAAAUUCCAAUAUUUCCUAAAGCUUUUUUUUGUUUUAUUUCAUUUUGAUCUUUUGAUCAAAAAGAAAAGGCCUAAAUUUAGCUAUUUUGAAAGUAGAUAUAUUUUCAUUGAACAUAAGGGAACGUUAGAAACAGAGUGAGGAGCAUACGCUGUAACAAAUAAUUCAUUUGAGCAAUACAGUUUUUACCUGUCCAGUAUGCUCUGCAAUUGAUCGUGAGUCACUUGUUAUGAUGUACUAUUUUAAGUACAAGUUGUUUUGAUGAGUGGAUGGAUCAUCUGGUUUUUCCCGUCUAUUGAUUAACUGGGUGUUACUCACAGAGUCGUCCUUUAGUACAGCCAGCCUUGUGUAGGAAUUCAGCUUUAGCUUUGUGUGAAUAUACUGCUAAAUAAGUGUAUACAAAUUUUAGUUUUUGCAACAUUCUUGACAAUCAUUUUCUAGAACAUUAUCAAAAAGCAGACCUAAUAGGGAUGUGUCAUAAAAAUUAGACAGAAAACGUUUGUGCUAUUUGCUCAGCUCUAGCCAGCAAUUUAGGCUCUGCUUUUCCAUUAAGAUCAACCAGUGUGUGAUGAUUCUAGCUGAUGACUUGCCCCAAGUAUUCCCACAGAUAAGGUUGUUAUAAUACCUUAGAUAAGCACUUGGGAUUCUCAGCCUUGAUCUGAGACAGUGCAACUUAGGGUGUUCCUAUGUCUCAUGGCUGUUCCAGAAAUAUAGUAUCAGAGGAUACAGCCUAUCAUAACAUAUACCUUCUACCUACCUGUUUAAAAAAACUCUUAUUAUCUGUAAAUUUCCCAGAUAAUGGCAGAAGUUAUAUGCUUUCAUAGCUCCUCAUCUCUUUAUGUAUAGUAACAGAAUAUAUGAUGUAUAACAUUCAAAAAUAAUUUUGGAAGUGCUUGUGUAGUAGAAUUGCUUGUCAUUAUGAGAAACUAAAAUGUUUUGUGCGUGUGUUAAGGUGGGUGUGUGAAUUUAAUGUCUUAAAUAACUACAAUUCCGUUGCAGAUAAAACAGAUUCUCAUUCUUAGUAUAUGAACGAACAACUGUUAACGAUAAUUGCAUUACUAGAAGCAAUAGAUCUCAUAAUACAGAGAAUUAAGGAUACUUAAUAAAAUUUGAAGAGCUUGGACAUCUAGAUAAUCUUUUAUUUUAUUUUGUCAGUAAAGGGCAGAUUCACUGUCUUCUUAAAAACUUCCUAGAACUUAACUGCUGCCUUGAGAAGACGUAUUUUAGAAUGCUGUGGGCUUUUUGAUAAGGCUGAAGUAGAAUUUUAUAGGAUUUAGAUAUUAUCCCUUUUUAAAAAUGUUGUAACCUGUUAGCCAGGUAAUUUGUACCAUGGAAACAAAUAGUACUGUAGUUUGCACUGGGACCAGAACCUAGCAAAAGAAGCAGUCCUCUGGACCUAUUUCACAUAGAAAUUUCCUAUUACAUUUUAUAGAAAUUCCACUCUUUGGUGACUGUCAUGAUCGAUUUCUCCCAUUUUCUAGCCUAUCUCAGUUUUCUUCCUGCUAGAUACCUGUUCGGUUGGAUUAUCACACACUGCUAGGAAUGAGAUAAAGGCACAAGUCUCAGCUGCGCUGAUCUUAGCCGGAAGAGGGCUAAAAUGAAGCUACAACAGUCUACCUGAUCAUGAAAAAAAGUCUUAUGAGAACCCUGUCUUCUAGCUUUUCCUCUUCUGUCUUUAGACAUCACAUCCUGAUGUCCAGUCAUCCUCUCAUAUUGCCCAAUUAUUAUCAGACUUGACCCAUUACCCAAGAAGAGAAGAAAUUAAAAACCAAGACAUUUUUCUUUUCAAGUUAAGUCAUUCAUUUUUGUGGUGAUAACUUGAGGCUUUCUUCUCCAUUUCUUCUGGACGUGGCUAGUGCUUCCUUGAGCAUGAUACAUGCUUUUUUAUUUGGCUGGAAGUUUCAGUGCCCGUCCUUUAAGCUGCAAUGUAAUUGCCACAUAGUAAGGAUGAGUUUCUCUCACAUCCCUGAAGCUUGACAGGAGUGUUGUUUCCCAGUAAUCCGUAGCUUAGGAGGUCCAAGAUACUAUGACAAUGGUACAAUGUUUUAGAGUUUGACCAAGCAUGAAAAAGCUAAAUGUAAAGAGUAGAUAUUCUGGAGAGGAAUCAUGCAAACUAAUUUCCUUAAGAAAUUAAUGGUGGGUUUUGGUAGACGUUUUUAGUGGCAGAGGCAUACAGGCCGAUUUGUCAUUAGAGCUGAAGCUGCAGGGUAAAAUGUUAUAUAAACUUGUGUAGAAAGUACAAGGCAGAAGACAGGCAUAUCUCUCUGUCCUAUCUUCUACUGACCACUGAGGCAUUGUCUGCCUUUAAAGCUGCUCAGCUUUAUGAACCAAUGAACCCCAGAGUGAAUGGCCAAGGCAGAAACUGCGUUGUGCCAUUGCUGCAUAUGUUACACUUUCCAAGGGCAAAGGAGUACUCGUUUCUCUGAAACUCUGAGUUUGUGGCUAGCACAAGGCACUCUGUGGACACAGGAUGGGGCGCUACAUCCUGCUCUCACUUUCUGAUAGUGCCUUAGCAUUACAAUAUGCAUAGCUAGGGGCCUUACCUGCUAUGCUGAAUUCACAUGCCAUAUUUCUUACUCGUGCAAACUCUCGCAUUGUCUUCAGGAAGUUAGGAGACGCUGUGUGAGAUUGGGCAGUGGGACUGGUUUGUAAAUUAUUUCUAGUUCUAUAACGUUGGUGACCAACUCCGUAAAGUGCCUUUUUUUUCUCAAUGUUUAUCCUGUUGUUGUAUGGCUUGGUACUUGAAUCCGGCAUUGUUAAUGAUUGAAUGUAUGACUGCUACAGUACUGAUGAAUACGCAGUAGCAAAGUAUAAUUUUUUUUUUUUUGCAAAAGUAAAGAGUGACAAACUUCUGUACUUUAGGCGCAUUUGUAUAAAUGUUUCAGUAAAAAGUGCAAAAGAAGCACUUUGCGUAGUUUGUUUAUCAGCUGCUGCUGUGUUCCAGAAGAUAUCUGUUCUCUCAGCAAAAGGAGUAAAGCUUAGAGAGAAAUCAGCCCGUUUUCUUUUAACAGAGUAUGACAUUGGACUGACAUUCCUGCACUGAAGCCUAAGUAAUACUAAUUGAUAGGAAAAAAACAAAGAAGCCUUACUCUACCUACGGCGGGGAUCGACAGCCAGCCAAGAAACUGUGUUUUAGCCAUCUGUGCUGGGCUGCCUUCCAUUUAUGGGCAUAUGGGAUCAGACAAGGAUUCGUGCUGCACAUUACUCGGAAGGGUGUAACCGACGGCAACAGUCCAAAAUCUGUGGGUGGGAAAAGAAGAUUAUGUCAUUCUUGAAUCUGUCUAAAAGCCAGAACCACAUAAAAUGCAAUUACUAAGAAAGUCAAGAGGGUCUGCUGAUUUCAAAACAUUGGAAGGCAGAGCUUAAAAUAAGUAGUGCAGGCACAGAUGCCUUAAGAUUCCUCAGGAACUUGCCAGCAAGUUAAUAAUCUUAAAUGUUUCAGAAGCUGAGGACGUGAAAAUUUUUGCGGAGCACUGUGAGAGCAAUUUGCUUCUUUUUUUUUGUAUGCAUUUUGUAAUGCAGUAUAUUAAAGAAAGUAAACUCCAUGGUUUCAAAUAGCAGAUAUAGAGUUAGGGUACAUUAAGGGACAAGCUUUCAGUAGCAAUUCUGGGAAUACUUUCAUGCAUUUGUAUGCAAUGCAAGCAUAUAUGUAUAGUAUAUGUAUAUAAACCUUAGCUCGUUUCUACAAAGCAGUCAGUGUGGCUAACAAAGAGUGUUGUUUAUAUAAUUUGCUUUUUACAUGUAGAACUGUAUUAUUUGCAAACGUAAUUUCAAGGUUGGGUAUACACAAGUGGAAGUUUAAACCAAAAAUUAUUAUAGAUGCAUUGAAACUUUUGUUACCAAAGCAUUAACUCUCCUUUUGCUAACACUUCUGAUAAGUAUAUAUAUGAUAAAUAUAUAUAUGUGAUAUAAAAAGUCUUCUACUUACAGUUGUAGAGAAACAUGACAAUAUGUUUGUAAUCUGAGUUAAACUGCAAGAUGAUACCGUGAUACAAACUUUGAGAAGUUUUUCCUGAAUUUUAUAUUAGAUAUUGAAUUUCAAUUUUCUUUUGGAUUUGGUGCAUUUAAAAAGUCAUUAUGUUUGUCUUUUUAUUAGCAGUGCUGAAAACAUUAUUGCAAGUAAUGAAUUGUUUAGACAACUGUAUCCACUGCUAUGGUCAUACAAUGUCUAAGCAUAUACAAAAUAAAAGGAUUAUUUUCUUCAGA